AUGAGCGAUUUCUUUGCCUAAUAUAAAAGUGAAAUUUCUCAGCAAAAUUAAAGUGGAUUCGGCAGUUUUAAUGACAAGUAAUGAACUUGAUGAUUAAUACCCAUUAGUUUAGGAGCGAGUUUUGGCAAAUUGAAUUAGGACAAUCAAAGUUUUGGUGGAAAUGGAGGGGGAAGUUUUGCAUAGAAUUCAGGGUUUAUUGUGUAAAAUGAGUAAUAUCGAUCUUCUGUUGGUUUAGAAGAUGUGGUUGCUCCAAUUUAAAUCUAAGAAUAUUAAGAACCUUAAAUAUAAAAGGGAGUAUUUUUUAGGAGCAGUGGCGAUUUCGAGAUGCAGUUUGAAGAGAUUGGAAUUGACAGAUUGAAUAUACAACCUAAAAUUUAAGAGGAUUCUAAAGAACACAAGGCGCCAUCAUUUGAUAGUGGAAUGAAAAGCAGCUAAUAAUCAUCUCAUGAAUUCGACAUCAAAAUAGGUAGAUUGCUCAUCUAAAGUUUGUUUAGAAUCAGGCGAGUAGAUAAGUUCAAAGUUCAAACCCGAAGUUAAACUACUUUUAAACUCCAACAUUAUUUAGGAGAAUAAGAAUUUGUUUAAUGUGAAUCAAGCCAAGAGCAUAUAUACAAAUAAGAUUACUCAAUUGGUUGAAUAGACCUAAAAGAAAGUUGAUUUUGCUACCAAAUCAUCCCCCAGAUUGUCGUAAUAUAUGAAAAUUAUAUCAAUAGGAAGAGUCAACAAAAACUUCAGAGAAAAUCACCCAUAAUUUCAAGGGAUCAUUUCGAUGUUUCCUCCAAUGAGUUAUAGUCAAGUCAAAUGAGUCCUGAUGGUAACAUGGACCCUGUACAGUAAAAGUUGGCCAAGAAUAGAGAAUCAGCGAGAAAUUCAAGAGCAAGAAAGAAAAUUUAUUAUGAAUUAUUGGAAACCAAAGUGAAGGAGCUUUAGGAUGAGUUGGACAAAGUAAAAGAAUCAAAUCGAAACCAAACAAAAUACACUGAAAUUUGCAACAAAUUUUAAGAGAAAGUAUAUUAAUUUGCAAAAUCUAGUUUUAAACUUUUUUGGAUUAAUAAUAAUAAUUAUUUGAUAAAUUAGAAACUUGUUUACUCAAAAAUAAGGAUAAUUUUGAAAUAGCAAUGGUCCUAGAUGCCUUGAGAUAUAGAACCAAUUCUAACAGUUAAGAGAGAAAUGAGGCUGCUAGACAAUACUUUGACUCCAUGGUUGAAGUGUGUUUGCCAAUAUAAACCAAAUACCUUAUUUAUGCAUUAGAACAAGACAAAGAUUUCUUUGCAUAACAACCUGAGUACUAAAGAUCUUAUAUUAGUGAUUAUACUGACUGGAUGAAGGAUGUAUUUAAGAAGACCGAAAUAAAGCCAGAGCAGAUUGUUAAAGUAAAGAAAAUGAAAUCUAAAUUGUAAAGUGUCAGAAAUACAAUAUCUGAGUAAAUUUAUCAUUCUAGCCAUUCUAGUUCUAUAUAGAACAUUAAAGUUCAACUAAAAAUAAUACAAGGUGAAGCCAACAAGGUGGAUUAAAUGUGGGAACAACUGAAGGAGUGCCUGACUCCUGUAUAAUUGGGCACUUGUCUUUUGGCUAUGAAAUAAGUAAUCACAAUAAUUAAUUAUUAGAAUGCUUUUCGUUAAGAGCUUUAAACAUCCUCAAUAUUUUUAUAGUUAAAGAAUUCUUAAAUGGUAAUACUCCUCAUUUAUUAAACUAGUCUGAAGAAGAUGAUAACUUGAUCAGGUCAGAUUAAUCAUCUAUUCCCAACAAUAGGAAACUUGUCAAAAAAUCUAUGUAAGGAUGA
Paramecium octaurelia is the source of this 1783-nucleotide messenger RNA. NCBI's taxonomy places the organism in Eukaryota, Ciliophora, Oligohymenophorea, Peniculida, Parameciidae. The record is from the annotation of a GenBank genome assembly.